Messenger RNA from Schistosoma rodhaini, 1650 nucleotides. The record is from the annotation of a GenBank genome assembly. NCBI's taxonomy places the organism in Eukaryota, Metazoa, Platyhelminthes, Trematoda, Strigeidida, Schistosomatidae.
AUUUGUGCCAUCUUCAAAUGUUUAUAACAGAUGCAAUAACAGAUGUGAAAUGAAAUCAUUCUGAAGAUAAUCAUCACAUACUGCUUUUCAAACUCCCCCAGUGCUCAACGUAGAUCAUAUGACAGACACAAACGUGUUUAAGGCUGAGCCCAACGUUUGUCCUUGAGCGGCUUACCGUAUGACCUUGUGACGCGAAAUAAAUGCUUCGCAAAGUGUGACGAAAAACGCUUUUCGAGCAAACAUUGCACUGGUAACAUUGAAGAGCAAUUUUGGCCAGUUUGACGGUAGAACUUUCCACAUAAUCUUCAACAAUCUUAUUCGUCCCCAUUUAGAGAUUUUGAUUUUCCUGUUUCAAUUUAAGAACUGAAAAGUUAUUUUGCUAUAUUGACGUACAUUUUCUGAGUCCAGUUCAAAUAAGUGUGGUCGGGCUUCUUAAGCUUAAGCUUAUGCUAGUCCCUCCAUCUGUUCUGUCCCGUAAAUUGGUCAGUUUUUGUCAGAUAGUAUUGAUCUGAUACGUAAUAACAACACUAUCUGGACUUGAAUACAUGAACAGAACAUUUAUCUUCGUGGCAUCGUCUGUUUUUGCGGCGUCUGCGUUCACUCUGUUUUGUUUCUCGAGACUAUUUCAAAGACCGCAUGUUAAAAAAGUCUCAUUCAAGCCAUCAAUGCCUCGUUUCACAUCAGACGAUACGUCACUCCCUAAAGUCAUUGAAUUUGACAAGGAGAACUUAACACUUGAUUUCUGUACAUCCAUCUGUACACUGAUCAAUAUAUCUGAUUAUGACACAAGACAGAAGCUUGUCAUCAGUCUUCAUGAAGCUUCAUCUUUUCGUCGGAAUUUUGAUGUCAUUAGGGAUUCUAAGUGCCUAAAACUCCUUCUAUCUCUCCUGGAUUCUACCUCAGGGACGUUAACAGGAUGCCAGCAAAACUUAAACAUUCUUCACGUUGUAAUGAAUCUGGCGUGCGAUCAACAGAAUUUUCCAAUCAUAAAGGACUAUCUCGAUGAUAUUUUAACUAUAGCGAAUGCAGCGGAAUACAGUGAUCAAGCACGCGUUGCUCUUCAGGUCCUGGGUAAUAUAGCAUUAACUCCAGAUGGAUGCAAGUUGCUACGUAAUAAAUGUGUUUAUCUCUGUAAUAUGUUAAAAAUGCGCGAUCCUUACGUCCUACGAAAUUUACUAAUAGUUUUUGUGAAUCUGUCUUGUGAUAUAGAUUGUUGUGACGAAAUUCUUACACAGGAUCCUGAGGAAUUUAUGAAAACUUUGGAGUAUUCAUUGUCUUCGAAUGCACCCAUAUCAGUUUCUCUAAAAAUGAUGGCUCUUCUCAAUAAUCUAUAUUCUCGAAUGAUAAAGAAGCAAGAAAUUUCACGAGAAUCAUCUGAUUUCUCACCCUCUUCGAAGUCUAUAGCUAAUUCACUUAAGAAUGAUUGCACUCUAGUUAAAUCAUGGAUUAUGUUCUUGAUAUCUUCAUCAAAAGACCCGAGUGAACUCGGAUUUCAUUUGCAGAGACUUGUAUCUUCUUUGGAAAAAGUGGAAAAUUUCAACAUUGAGUUAUGAUGUCCGGCGAUUUUGCCAUUAUAUAUUACAUUUAUCAAAUGUUAAUCGAAUUUUUGUACAUUUCUAUUUUUCAUCAAAUAAACUCCAUUUCUUUCGA